This is a messenger RNA of Xylaria bambusicola, 4737 nucleotides long. RefSeq lists its product as uncharacterized. The transcript has 2 exons. Gene Ontology annotation, biological process: protein phosphorylation. The coding region runs from base 1 to 4737 and encodes 1578 amino acids. The record is from RefSeq and is a predicted model, not a curated record. Lineage: Eukaryota; Fungi; Ascomycota; Sordariomycetes; Xylariales; Xylariaceae. Gene Ontology annotation, molecular function: protein kinase activity; ATP binding.
AUGUAUUCAAACGGGCAGAGAGACCCGGCGCGGCCAUUCUUGCCGCCGCCGCCCCCCUUGACGAUGUCCAGUCAAGGUCAACUCCCCCAUAUGACAGGUAUUCCGCCGCCACCUCCUCGAUACCCCCUCGCGCCAGCCACUAUCAACGGUGUUUUACUCCCUCCGCCUCCUGGUCCCCCGCCAAACAGUGCUCUUGGUCCUUCGGCGCCGUGGCAAGGAAGCUGGGGCCGUCCCUACGAUGGGCGCGCUGGCUUCAUGCCCAUCCAACACACCGGCGGCCCCGUCGCCUACAACCCCAGGCUGAUCCACCAAAUUUCGAAUCCCGCAUUGUCGUCUAUCCCCCCACCACCUCCAUUGACAUCGGAUCACCUUGGAAAGUCCAAUAACAGACUCGGAAAUGAAGAGGCAGAGGCAGCCAUGACGGCUACCUACAUACCUGAGAGUAAUACGUACGGUGAGGGUGUUGGUAUUCCAGGGUUCUUCCCUGACGACACAUCCACGUACCCUACCAUCGCUGCUCAACCGCCCUGGCCAGCUACGAGUCAGGCUACAACCCAAGCUACCAGCAAUAGUACCAGCUCCACAGCUCCUACCGACGACGGGCGAACCGGACUUUAUCCAAACACUUUCCAGACCAAGCAGGUUUCCAUAAAAUCAAACGCGCCCGUGGCACAUGCUGAGAUACCACCCGAGCUCGCCGCAAAAUGGCCUCUCGAUCAGGUCCUCGUAUGGCUUGCCGCCAAUGGGUUCUCAAAGGAUUGGCAAGAGACGUUUAAGGGACUUGAGCUCGAGGGCGCCCGCUUCUUAGAACUUGGCAGUCAGCGAGGAGGACGUGGUAAUUUUGGCAUGAUGCAUCAGUUGGUAUAUCCUCGACUUGCCCAAGAAUGCAUUAACAGCGGAACGGGCUGGGACCAGGCACGCGAGAGGGAGGAGGGAAAGAGGAUGCGCCGGCUUAUUCGAAUUUUGGGCACAGGCAAACCUCCCGAAUCCUCGAAAGUCCAAUCAUCAUCUCAUAUUCGCAAAGAGUCACUGAGCUGUACACAUGGACACAGUACAGGAACCGAUGUUGAAUCUCCCAACACGCCAAUCAAGCCCAAUGGUUCCGCAGCAAAUCUUCGCGGAUUCCCCCAGGCACCGAGGGCAACGACAAUGCCGAUCAGCGGCACCAUGACAACUGAGUCUAACCACCGAGCCAUGUUAAAGAACAUUGAUAUUGAAAAUAACAGGAAGGGUAGCCCCAGCAGUGCAAGUGAAUUUGGAGAUGGAAUUCUACGAAGACAAAGUCCCAGCUUGAGUCCGAAAAUACCACUUUCACUUCCUCCCUCAUCACCAUCUAGCAGAUUUGGCCAUAAACCUCGAAAUAGCACUGAUUCGGUUUCAUCCAGCACUGCUAUAUAUGGCUCAGGGGUACCACCUGAAGCUGGGCAACUUCUGCGCAAUGCACAGACUAAUCCAGGCUAUGGUAGUCGUUUAUCGCCUAUGGAUUCUGGUGAGCGCUCAGCCGGUGCUGAACCAAACUCCGCCAAGGACAGCAAGAAUUUAUUUGGAUUUUUGAAGAAGAAGCAUAAGCACCGAGAUGACGACAAAGAUUCGCCUACGAGUCCUGGCUUGUUCAAGUCGAACGGUGGGUUGAUGAAUGGAACUGGGCCCAAUUCUCAAAGGACUUAUAUACUAGUAACCUUAGAUGGCUGGAACUAUCGUAUGUGCGAUGUCACCGAUUGUGAUACUGCAAGGGAGCUCCAAAUCAGUAUCUGCAUGAACCUUGGCCUGGCUGAUCCUGAUGCCCUGCAAAUGUACCCAACUGAGCUCGGCCAAGCAGUGCAUGAGCAAACUUUAGGAGACGUGUGUGUCUGGCACCCCAAACGCGCAGGCCUCGGCGCUAUGAAAUUGUUCGUCAAAUAUGGGGACACGGCCAGUGGAGGCCCAAGUGUGCCAUCGCUCCUGGUUCCUUCAGAUCAUUCUGACAGUUAUAAUCAAAUGAACGGUUAUCGUAUGAGAUCCAGCUCGUCGCCACCUACGUCUCGACCCAAUACUAUAAUGAAACCUAGUGACGAACAGCUAGCUACACAAGCCAGAAGCCAGGGUGUUUCGAAGCAGUUGUCCCCUCUGGAAUCGCCAUCGGGCGGUUUCGUUGGUAGGGAUGUGGAUUUCGACCAUCCCCGUACUUCUCCUUACGAAGACAAGAAGCCAGAUAAUCUUUUCCCACAGAGGAGAGCACCAGCACCGCCAGUCGUCGAGACUGCAACGCUCAUCAAGGCAAAUUCGCUCAGCAAGAAAACUGGGCAUAGCAUGAAGUUGUCUCAGUCGGGCAUGGACGGUAUUCCUAGUCCUAGGCGGCCCGCGACGUCGACUGGCUCGUACGAUAAUGGUGUUGAGAUGUCCCACAAGCCGCAGCGCCCUGUACUCGCCUCACCUCCAGCUGGCUCGGCCUUUGGUGCUUUAGUGAAUAUAGGAAGUGCAUGGGGUCACCUAGGGAGGCCAUCUACAUCAGACCAGCGACGGUCCAAAUCUCCAAGUCGAGUGAACUCAAACCUGCCGGCCGGGACAGAGUAUGCUGAACAAAGAGGUAAGGGAGCAAUGGCAACUGUUGAUUUUGGUCAAAACGCCUCAGGUCGUAGUAGUCCGGGGUCUGGCUCGCCAGGUUCCAUCACCUGGAGUCGUGGUGAUGUUCCAUUCAUCGUCCCGGACUACUCACCUGGUGGUACCCCGAUCCCCAACACUGGGAACAAACCUCAACAUGAGCUACUUGCUAAAGUGCGCCAAACAGCACAACGAACAGCCACCACUGGCGAUGUUAGCCCCAGUACAUCACAUACGGCCACUCCUUCAUCAGGCUUAGCAUAUGCAUCUAGCGUCCGCCGCAAGUCACAUGGCCCUGAAGUUGAUUUUACCGAGACAGACGUGCAAUUCUCCAAAGUAACCGAGUCAACAAGUAAACCCGCCGACGACUCUGGUGACGAUUCGGACGAUGGACUAUUCGCCAUUCCUGUACGAGGUAGACAGCCGUCGAGGUCAGUACGCAAACCCAAAGGAUCCAGUCAGGAAAGUGAUGCGGAGUCGGUUGGCACAAAACCCAGCCUACGAGUCAGGACGUCGAGGACGGGAAAGAACCUAUCGGUGUCAUUUGGCUCCCCCCGCACAAUGACUACGCCGGAUCUAGAAGAUGACGAGGAGAGUGUAAGGAGUGGCCGUAGUUCUCACCGCCGCACGCCCGCAACACCAGGCUCAGAUCAGUGGCAGUCUGAUGAUAGCAAGCUGAAUCGCCGAAAAUCCUUUAUCGAACGCGAUGUGUGGGCCAAUCGUCCUCCUACUGAAGCACUCUUGAGCAAUCUCGAUGCUUAUUUCCCCGAGCUAGACCUCGACCAACCGGUUCUAGACGAAAGUCAGCUCCAGGAGCCAAGCCCACCUGUCUCGCCUAUUCCCGAGCAAGAGGAGCCUGCGCCUAAUGCUACUAGCAUAACAAUUGGAAUCCCUACACCCCCAGAUACGAACGAUGAAGGAAGGACAUUCUACAACGAGAGUGAUACGCUUGGCUCCGACGAAUCUACACUCAAAGCGCUCGAGCGACCCGCGUCUAUCGCUUCCACUUCUAAUACACGGAAAAGCGUGCGCAAGUCUGGAGGCAUCAACAGAAUGAAGUCGAUUCGAGAAGUUGCCCGGGGUGCUCACGAGGCCAAUAAACGCUACACCAGCACCUCGACAGCCAGUGGUGCUAGGUCUAUGUCCAUGGUGCAACGUCGUAAGAGUACCAAGAUGUUUGGCGCCAACGUUGUACAGAUUCAUCCCGAGCGUGGAUCCAUGAUUGUGCCGCAGAUACCACAAGAUGUUCUCCCCAAGCGCCAGACAACUUUCCGAUGGUUCAAGGGUGAAUUGAUUGGAAAGGGUACCUACGGUCGCGUGUAUCUCGGUAUGAAUGCGACGACAGGAGAAUUCUUGGCCGUGAAAGAGGUUGAGGUAAACCCGAAGGCAGCCGGCGGAGACAAGAAUAAGAUGAAAGAACUCCUCGCCGCCUUGGAUCAAGAAAUCGACACCAUGCAAAACCUCGACCACGUGAACAUCGUUCAGUAUCUCGGCUGUGAGAGAAAAGAAACCAGCAUCAGUAUUUUUCUUGAAUACAUCUCAGGUGGCAGCAUCGGAUCAUGUCUUCGUAAACAUGGAAAGUUUGAGGAACCGGUCGUUCGCUCUCUCACCUGGCAGACACUGUCCGGGCUUGCCUAUCUCCAUCACGAAGGCAUCUUACAUCGUGAUCUGAAAGCUGACAACAUCCUGCUUGAUCUGGACGGCACGUGCAAAAUCUCCGAUUUUGGUAUUUCCAAGAAAACGGACGAUAUCUACGGUAAUGACAAGACCAAUUCAAUGCAAGGCUCUGUCUUCUGGAUGGCUCCCGAAGUCAUCCGCUCGCAAGGUGAGGGCUACAGCGCCAAGGUCGACAUCUGGAGCUUGGGUUGCGUUGUCCUCGAAAUGUUUGCUGGUCGCCGGCCCUGGAGUAAGGAAGAGGCCGUCGGGGCCAUCUACAAAAUCGCUAACGGCGAGACGCCGCCGAUCAACGAAGAGGUCCGCGCUGCCAUCACCCCAUAUGCUCUGGGGUUCAUGCUUGACUGUUUCACCGUAGAUCCGCGAGAUCGACCUACUGCUUUACGCCUCCUGAAAUAUCAUGAAUUCUGUGAGCUUGAUACGAAUUACAACUUUUACGAUACGGAGCUUUAUGCUAGGAUUCGAGGAACUUUUACCAGUUGA